GGGUUUCAUCGCAAUGAGGACAUGAAGGCUAUCGAUGUUCUUCCCAUCCUGAAGGAGAAGGUUGCCUUUCUCUCAGGUGGCAGAGACAGACGUGGUGGUCCAAUUCUCACUUUUCCAGCACGCAGCAAUCAUGAUAGAAUACGACCCGAUGAUCUCCGCAGACUUGUAGCGUACCUGGCUACUAUUCCAAGCGAGGAGGUGGCCCGGCACGGCUUCACGGUCAUCGUGGACAUGCGUGGUUCGAAGUGGGACGGCAUCAAACCGUUACUGAAAAUCCUGCAGGAGUCGUUCCCGUCCUGCAUCCACGUUGCUCUCAUCAUCAAACCAGACAACUUCUGGCAGAAGCAAAGGACCAACUUUGGCAGCUCCAAGUUUGAAUUUGAGACGGUGAUGGUGUCCUUAGAGGGCUUGACCAAGAUUGUGGAUCCUUCCCAGCUGACAGCCGACUUCGAGGGCAGCUUAGAGUACAACCACGAUGAAUGGAUCGAGGUGCGGCUUUCAUUUGAGACGUUUGCCAGUGACGCGGCUCGGGCUUUGGCCCGCCUCGAGGAGCUCCAGGAGAUCUUGUCCCAGCGGGACCUCCCGCGGGACCUGGAGGGUGCUCGGCGGCUCAUGGAAGAGCACGCCGGGCUGAAGAAACGAGCCACCAAGGCCUCCAUUGAGGAGCUGGACACACAGGGGCGUCGGCUCCUCCAGAGGCUGCAGUCGCAAACCUCCGGUGGUGGGGACGGCAGCUACGGUAACCGAGGCGUCGGAGCCAGCGGAGAUUCCAAUGACCACCACCACGGGCUCCACGCGCAACACGCUGACGUGCACAACCUGGUGGCUAAGGUGACAGCUUUGCUGGAUAAGCUCCACGGGACGAGGCAGAAUCUGCAGCAGCUGUGGCACAUGAGGAAGCUGAAGCUGGACCAGUGUUUCCAGCUGCGGCUCUUCGAGCAGGACGCUGAGAAGAUGUUCGACUGGAUCAUGCACAACAAGGGGCUUUUCCUCACCAGCUACACGGAGAUCGGAGGGAACCACCAGCACGCUGUCGAGUUGCAGACGCAGCACAACCACUUCGCUAUGAACUGCAUGAAUGUGUACGUGAACAUCAAUCGAAUCAUGUCUGUUGGGAACCGUCUCCUGGAGUCGGGCCACUACGCCUCGCAGCAGAUCCAGCAGAUCUCGGGUCAGCUGGAGCAGGAGUGGAAGGCGUUUGCUGCGGCGCUGGACGAACGCAGCACUCUGCUGGAGAUGUCUGCCAGCUUCCAUCAGAAGGCAGAUCAGUACAUGAGCAAAGUGGAGCCAUGGUGUAAAGCCUGUGGUGAAGGAGAGCUGCCCUCUGAACUCCAGGAUCUAGAAGAUACAAUCCACCAUCACCAGGGCCUGUAUGAGCACAUCACCACUGCAUACUCUGAGGUAAGCCAAGACGGGAAGUCUCUGCUGGACAAACUGCAGCGACCUUUGACCCCAGGAAGUGCCGAUUCACUCAUGGCGUCGGCCAACUACUCCAAGGCCGUGCACCACGUCCUCGACAUCAUUCACGAGGUGUUGCAUCACCAGAGGCAGCUGGAGAACAUCUGGCAGCAUCGCAAAGUGCGCCUGCACCAGCGUCUGCAGCUGUGUGUCUUUCAGCAGGACGUUCAGCAGGUUUUGGACUGGAUAGAAAACCACGGAGAGGCCUUCCUCAGCAAACACACUGGUGUUGGCAAGUCUUUGCACAGAGCCAGGGCUCUGCAGAAGAGACAUGAAGACUUUGAAGAAGUUGCACAAAACACCUACACCAACGCUGACAAGCUGCUAGAGGCAGCGGAGCAGCUGGCCCAAACCGGAGAGUGUGACCCGGAGGAGAUCUACCAGGCUGCCCACCAGCUGGAGGACCGCAUCCAGGACUUUGUGCGACGCGUCGAGCAGCGGAAGGUUCUGCUCGACAUGUCUGUCGCCUUUCACACACAUGUUAAAGAGCUGUGGACGUGGUUGGAGGAGCUGCAGAAGGAGCUGCUGGAUGACGUGUACGCUGAGUCCGUGGAAGCCGUGCAGGACCUGAUCAAGCGAUUCGGCCAGCAGCAGCAGACUACCCUGCAGGCGACAGUCAACGUCAUCAAGGAGGGAGAGGACCUCAUACAGCAGCUCAGAGACUCGGCUAUCUCCAGCAACAAGACCCCUCACAACAGCUCCAUGGCCCACAUAGAGAGUGUGCUGCAGCAGCUGGACGAGGCCCAGGGUCAGAUGGAGGAGCUGUUCCAGGAGAGGAAGAUCAAACUGGAGCUCUUCCUCCAGCUCCGGAUCUUUGAGAGGGAUGCAAUAGAUGUCAUCUCAGACCUGGAGUCAUGGAACGAGGAGCUGACCAAGCAGACGAACGACUUCGACACCGAGGAUCUGACUCUAGCUGAGCAGAGGCUCCAGCAUCAUGCAGACAAAGCUCUCACCAUGAACAACCUCACCUUCGACGUCAUCCACCAGGGACAGGAGCUGCUGCAGUACGUCACCGAGGUCCAAGCCUCAGGUGUUGAGCUGUUGUGCGACAGAGACGUGGACAUGGCGACCCGGGUUCAGGACCUGCUGGAGUUUCUUCACGAGAAGCAGCAGGAGUUGGACCUGGCAGCCGAGCAUCACCGGAGACACCUGGAGCAGUGUGUCCAGUUAAGGCACCUACAAGCUGAGGUCAAACAGGUGCUGGGUUGGAUCCGUAAUGGAGAGUCGAUGCUGAGCGCCGGCCUCAUCACCGCCAGCUCGUUACAAGAAGCUGAGCAGCUGCAGAAGGAGCACGAACAGUUUCAACAUGCUAUAGAGAAAACCCAUCAGAGUGCGCUGCAGGUUCAGCAGAAGGCCGAGGCCCUCCUCCAGGCCAACCACUACGACAUGGACAUGAUCAGAGACUGUGCAGAGAAGGUGGCGGACCACUGGCAGCAGCUGAUGCUGAAGAUGGAGGACAGGCUUAAACUGGUUAAUGCAUCUGUGGCCUUCUACAAAACCUCCGAGCAGGUGUGCAGCGUGUUAGAAAGCCUGGAGCAGGAGUACAAGAGGGAAGAGGACUGGUGUGGCGGUGCUGAUAAACUGGGCCCAAACUGCGAGACGGACCACGUCACGCCUAUGAUCAGCAAACAUCUGGAGCAGAAGGAGGCUUUCCUCAAAGCCUGCACGUUAGCCAGGCGCAACGCCGACGUGUUCUUGAAGUACCUGCACAGAAACAGCGUCAACAUGCCCGGCCUGCUGUCCCACGUCAAAGCCCCCGAGACUCAGGUCAAGAACAUCCUAAACGAGUUGCUGCAGAGAGAGAACAGAGUCCUUCACUUCUGGACCAUGAGGAAGAGGAGGCUGGACCAGUGCCAGCAGUAUGUGGUGUUUGAGAGGAGCGCCAAACAGGCCCUGGAGUGGAUCCACGACACCGGAGAGUUUUACUUGUCCACACACACCUCCACCGGCUCGAGCAUUCACCACACGCAGGAGCUGCUGAAGGAGCACGAGGACUUCCAGAUCACAGCGAAGCAAACCAAAGAGCGGGUAAAGCUGUUGAUCCAGCUGGCGGAUGGGUUUUGUGAAAAGGGCCACGCCCAUGCCCUGGAGAUAAAGAAAUGGGUGUCCUCGGUGGACAAGCGCUACAGGGACUUUUCUCUCCGCAUGGACAAAUACCGAACCAGCCUGGAAACGGCGCUCGGCAUCUCAUCGGACUCAAACAAGGCUAGUAAAGAGCUGCAGCUGGACAUCAUCCCUGUUACUGCUCCAGGGUUAGAGGUCAAGCUGAGGGAUGCAGCCCAUGAGCUCAACGAGGAGAAGAGGAAAUCGGCACGGAGGAAAGAAUUCAUCAUGGCUGAGCUGAUCCAAACAGAGAAAGCCUACGUCAGAGACCUGCGAGAGUGUAUGGAUACGUACCUGUGGGAGAUGACCAGCGGUGUGGAGGAGAUUCCUCCUGGCAUCGUCAACAAGGAGCACAUUAUCUUUGGAAACAUGCAGGACAUCUUCGAGUUUCACCACAACAUCUUCUUGAAGGAGCUGGAGAAAUACGAGCAGCUUCCGGAGGACGUCGGCCAUUGUUUCGUGACCUGGGCUGAUAAGUUCCAGAUGUAUGUGAACUACUGUAAGAACAAGCCGGACUCCACCCAGCUCAUCCUGGAGCAUGCUGGGAACUACUUUGACGAAAUCCAACAAAGACACCGUCUUGCCAACUCCAUCUCUUCUUACCUGAUCAAACCCGUCCAGCGAAUCACAAAAUACCAGCUGCUCCUGAAGGAGCUGCUGACGUGCUGUGAGGAGGGAAAAGGAGAGAUCAAGGAUGGGCUGGAGGUGAUGCUCAGUGUCCCAAAGAGAGCCAACGACGCCAUGCACCUGUCCAUGCUGGAAGGGUUUGAUGGGAAUAUCGACUCCCAGGGAGAGUUGAUCCUCCAGGACUCCUUCCAGGUUUGGGAUCCUAAGACGUUAAUCCGUAAGGGCCGGGACCGACACCUCUUCCUGUUUGAGAUGUCCCUGGUCUUCAGCAAGGAAGUUAAAGACUCAAACGGGCGCAGCAAAUACCUCUACAAGAGCAAACUCUUCACGUCAGAGCUCGGAGUGACAGAACAUGUGGAGGGAGAUCCUUGUAAGUUUGCCCUCUGGGUGGGCAGGACUCCGACCUCUGACAACAAGAUCGUACUCAAGGCAUCGAGUUUAGAGAACAAGCAGGACUGGAUCAAACACAUCAGGGAGGUCAUCCAGGAGCGAACCGUCCACCUGCGAGGAGCUCUGAAGGAGCCCAUUCACAUCCCUAAAGCCACCGCGACUAAACAUAAAGGCAGACGGGAUGGAGAGGAACUGGACAGCCAGGGAGACGCCAGCAGCCAACCGGACACCAUCUCCAUCGCCUCCCGGACCUCCCAGAACACACUGGACAGUGAUAAGCUCUCUGGCGGCUGCGAGCUGACGGUGGUGAUGCACGACUUCGUGGCCGGUAACGGGGGCAGCAACGGGGAGCUGACGGUUCGCCGAGGCCAGACCGUGGAGGUCCUGGAGCGACUCCACGACAAGCCGGACUGGUGUUUGGUGCGCACCACGGACCGCUCGCCGGCCCAGGAGGGGAUUGUGCCCUGCUCCAUCCUGUGCAUCGCCCACUCCCGUUCCUCCAUGGAGAUGGAGGGGCUCUUCAACCACAAAGACACCUUGUCUGUAUCCAGUAAUGACGCCCUGCAACCCGGCUCUAGCCAGACCUUGGGACCCCACAGCUCACCGGGCCCCAAACGUCCAGGGAACACUUUGAGGAAGUGGCUCACCAGCCCCGUGAGGCGGCUCAGCUCUGGUAAGGCCGACGGCCACGUCAAGAAGCUCGCCCACAAGCACAAGAAGAACCGCGACGGCACAAGGAAGAACAUGGACGCCCUGCCCGGCUCACAAAAAGAUUCCGACGACAGUGCCGCCACGCCUCAGGACGAGACCCUGGAGGAACGCAUGCGUAAUGAAGGGCUGAGCAGCGGCACCCUGUCCAAGUCCUCGUCCUCAGGGAUGCAGAGCUGCGGCGAGGAGGAAGGAGAAGAGGGGGCCGAUGCUGUUCCUCUUCCUCCCCCCAUGGCCAUUCAGCAGCACAGCUUGCUGCAGCCGGACUCCCAGGAUGACAAGUCGGCGUCCCGGCUGUCCGCUCGCCCCUGCAGCUCAGAGACGCCGAGCGCCGCCGAGCUGGUCAGCGCCAUCGAGGAGCUGGUGAAGAGCAAGAUGUCUCUGGAGGACCGUCCCAGUUCUCUGUCGGUGGAGCAGGGCGACAGCAGCUCCCCCUCCCUCAACCCGUCCGAUAACUCGCUCCUGUCCUCCUCCUCGCCCAUCGACGAGGUGGAAGAGCGCAAAUCUGGCUUCCUCAAGAAAAGACAUUAUGUGCUGCUGGAGCUGGUAGAGACAGAAAGAGACUACGUCCGAGACUUAGGAUCAGUGGUGGAGGGCUACAUGAGCAGGAUGAAAGAGGAAGGAGUUCCAGAUGACAUGAGAGGGAAAGAUAAAAUCGUCUUUGGCAACAUCCAUCAGAUCUACGAGUGGCACAGAGAUUUAUUCCUGGGAGAGCUUGAGAAGUGUUUGGAGGAUCCUGACAGACUCGCUCCUUUAUUCAUCAAACAGGAGCGACGGCUGCACAUGUACAUCGUCUACUGCCAGAACAAGCCUAAAUCCGAGCACAUCGUGUCAGAGUAUAUCGACACUUACUUUGAAGACCUGAAGCAGCGGCUGGGCCACAGGCUGCAGAUCACUGAUCUGCUCAUCAAACCUGUUCAACGCAUCAUGAAGUACCAGCUACUACUGAAGGAUCUUCUGAAGGUUUCUAAGAAAGCAGGUGUGGAUACGACAGAGCUAGAGAAAGCUGUAGAAGUGAUGUGCGUGGUCCCGAAGCGCUGCAACGACAUGAUGAAUGUUGGACGACUUCAAGGGUUUGAAGGUAAGAUCGUGGCUCAGGGCAGGCUGCUCCUGCAGGACACCUUCAUGGUUUCAGACCAAGAUGGAGGCCUCCUGUCCAGGAUGAAGGAGAGGAGAGUGUUUCUCUUUGAGCAGAUAGUUAUUUUCAGCGAGCCUCUGGACAAAAAGAAAGGCUUCUCCACUCCCGGCUACCUCUUCAAGAACAGCAUCAAGGUGAGCUGUUUGGGUCUGGAGGAGAAUGCAGACGAUCCCUGCAAGUUUACGCUCAUCUCCAGGUCCUCCAACGGGACCCUGGAGAGGUUCACCUUCCAUUCAACAAGUCCCGGGGUCAGUCAGGCCUGGAUCCACCAUGUCAGCCAGAUCCUGGAAAAUCAGCGCAACUUCCUCAACGCUUUGACCUCACCCAUAGAGUACCAGAGGAACCAUGUGGGUGGGGGCGGGCAGAGCGGACCCCCCAGCAGUAGCAGCGGUACAGGAGGUCUCCCUGGAGGUAGCAGCACCAACAACAUAGGAGGAGGAGGAGGACUGGGGGGGAACUCCUCCUCCCUCUGCGGUCCUCGCUCUCGGCCGUCCCGCAUCCCACAGCCUUCCUCACGCCUCCCCCAGCCCGUUCACCACCACCACCCCCCGGGCCCCGAGGGGCUCGACAGAUCAGCAGGUAUGUGGUCUCCCUGCGCCCCCCACUCCUCUUACCUCUACUCAGACAGCAUGACAAACGGAGAGGCGUCGGCCUCUGAGGGUCCUAAGCUGAGGGGGCUGGAUGGUUCUCAUGGAAGUAACUGUAGCAGCAGUAAUAAGACACCAGACAGCAAGGACGACACCUUCAGACCGGGUCUGGGGGGCCACGAGGAGAACCAGAAGCCUCAGAAAGCCGCAGUUCCUCGGAUGACUGUGGCUCCUCUGAGUUUUCCACUUAAAAGCUCUCGAGUCGGGACGAUUUCUCCCCUCAUUUCACCUCACGCCCCCGGAGGAGGAAAGGAACCGUGUGUCCCGUCAAGCCCGUCGCAUAAAGGGAACCCUUUCUGGGCCGUGGUUCCCCCUAUGCCCCCCUCUCCAGCCAGCAGGCCCGCUUCGCUCUCCUUCCCCAGCGACACCAGCGGUGGAGGCGACUCGUUGGGCAGAGGGAGCGGCGGGACGCCGUCCUUCAAACGCAGCUCCAGCCACAGUAAGGACGUGGACCGCAUGAGCACCUGCUCCUCCACCAGCGAGCAGUCCGUAACCUCCACCCAGAGCAACGGGAGUGAAAGCAGCAGCAGCAGCAGCAGCAUGUCCACCAUGCUGGUGACGCAGGACUACGUGGCAGUGAAGGAGGAUGAGAUCAGCGUGGUGCAGGGUGAGGUGGUCCAGAUGCUCGCCAGCAACCAGCAGAGCAUGUUCCUGGUGUACCGGGCCUCCAACGAGCACUCCCCUGCCGCCGAGGGCUGGAUCCCUGGCUUUGUAUUAGGACACACCUCAUCCUCCAUCACACCCGAGCUCCCUGAAGGAACCAUCAAAAAGUCCCUGUCAUGGCACACAGCGCUGCGUAUCCGCCGAAAGUCUGAGAGGAGAGACAAGGAGGGCAGGAAGGUGGAGAACGGCUACCGCAGGUCUCAGGACAACCUGUCCACCAAGGUGUCUGUGAAGCUUCUGAAUCCCAACUACAUUUCUGACGCUCCACCAGAGUUCCUCGUUCCCCUCGCUGAUGCUUCCUGCGAGAGCGGCGACGACGCCACCCUGAGGUGUAAAGUGUGCGGCCGGCCUCGGGCCGCGGUCUCCUGGCACGGACCUGAUGACAACAUCCUGAGCAACGACGGGCGCUACAGCAUCACGUACAGUGAAACAGGAGAGGCGUCCCUUCAUGUCCUGGGCGUGUCUUUAGAGGACAGGGGCGUGUACACCUGUGUGGCCUCGAACAUCGCGGGCACCGUCGCCUCCUCUGCCAGCCUCAUGGUGUCGGCUCCUGGUGAUGACAGUGAAGACAUCUGGAAGAGCAGUUUUGAGUCUUACUACACAGAGAUUACUGAACUCGGAAGGGGCCGGUUCUCCGUGACCAAGAGGAGUGACCAGCGAGGAAGUAAACGCACCAUCGCAGCUAAACACGUCAACAAGAAGCUGCUGCGUCGAGAGCAGGUUCUGCAGGAGAUCCGACUCCUACAGACCCUGGACCACCCCAACCUGGUCAGACUUCUGGACACGUACGAGACGUCCAGCAGCUACGUCCUUGUCCUGGAGAUGGCAGACCAGGGACGGUUCCUGGACUACAUAGUGAGCUGGGGAAACCUGACAGAGGAGAAGGUGGCUCUGUACCUCAGAGACAUCCUGGAGGCUCUGCAGUACCUGCACCUCUGGCACAUAGCUCACCUGGAUGUCAAGCCUGAGAACAUUGUGGUGGAACACGUCUCCUCCCAGCCCGUGAUCAAGCUGACAGACUUCGGCGACGCAGUUCGGCUGAACCCUCAUACCUCCUACAUCCAUCCUCUGCUGGGGAGCCCCGAGUUCUCUGCUCCAGAACUGGUCCUGGGUCAGCCCGCCUCCCUGAUGUCUGACCUCUGGAGCUUAGGUGUGGUGACCUACGUUCUCCUGAGCGGCGCCUCCCCCUUCCUGGAUGAAAGCCUGGAGGAGACGUGUCUGAACAUUUGCCGCCUGGACUUCAGCUUCCCCGAGGACUACUUCCUGGGUGUGAGCCCAGCUGCCAGGGACUUCGUCUGCCUGCUGCUCCGGGGUGAGCCGGAGCGACGGCCCCCCGCUGCGUCCUGCCUGCAGGAGCCGUGGCUCCGGCCGCCGGGCGUUCCCAACCGAGACGGCGGGUACGGGCUGCUACAUCCGAGUCAUUACGGCACACAUCUGGACACCUCCAGGCUCAUCUCCUUCAUCGAGCGGCGGAAACACCAGAACGACGUUCGGCCUGUAGGCACCGUUAAGACCUUCCUCCAGAGCCGCCUCUUCAACCACACCUGAACCAGAACCAUGUUCAGCACCCCCUGAAACCUUCUUUAGCGCCAUCUCCUCCCCCACAAAGAAAGAAACCCCCUCCAGAGCUGCGAUCAAAUCUACUGAGACCUUCAGCGUCACAAAGACCCCCUCCUCCUUCAUGGAGCCACAGAAGUCCUGCUGCUGCUGACUGACAGAUAAACCCUUCCACUGCCCCCUCCUCACCCCUCCUAUUUAAAACUUUGGCAUAUUUAAACGAUGCCUGCACAACAAAUGAAGCGUUGAAAUCUGAGUGAGAUUUCAAACUUUGACUCAGCUGAGGUUUCUCGUUGGGACAGUGUUAAAUAAAGAAAACUGCAUCACAGGAAACAUUCAGGCUGCUUUUGGUCGAACAAGAGAAAAAAGAUUUUUGUAACGAGAGAUUACUUCUUGUUUUGUAAAGGAAACUGUGUACAGUCAGGGAAACAGAAUCGUCUUAAUUCAACACUUUUUUUUUUUAAAUAGAGGCUCGAGAAGGACGUGAAGAUCUCAUCAGCAGCGGUUCUGCCUGGACCCACCAAAACCAGGUUUUCCAGAGAGAGACAUUAAAGUUACAUCCUGUGCAAUAGUUUUUCAUCAGC
Messenger RNA from Nematolebias whitei (Rio pearlfish), 9875 nucleotides. RefSeq names its product trio Rho guanine nucleotide exchange factor b (gene triob). The record is from RefSeq and is a predicted model, not a curated record. NCBI's taxonomy places the organism in Eukaryota, Metazoa, Chordata, Actinopteri, Cyprinodontiformes, Rivulidae. The coding region runs from base 22 to 9282 and encodes 3086 amino acids. Gene Ontology annotation, molecular function: protein binding; ATP binding; guanyl-nucleotide exchange factor activity. Gene Ontology annotation, cellular component: cytoplasm. The transcript is spliced from 59 exons. Gene Ontology annotation, biological process: protein phosphorylation.